Messenger RNA from Megalopta genalis, 6617 nucleotides. Lineage: Eukaryota; Metazoa; Arthropoda; Insecta; Hymenoptera; Halictidae. The record is from RefSeq and is a predicted model, not a curated record.
UACAUUCGGCUGGACCCCAGCUCGAGUCUGCUCCGCGAGUCGCGCGUUUCGUCUCGUUCGAAUCAAAUCGUACCUGUUCGCUCGCCAUGAACCGAUCGACGAAAACCCCAUCGCCGAGCACCGUCGCACCGUCAACGAGAACGCGAAUUCAACCAACAUCGAAUUUCCAGCGAGCAUCCAGAAGAGCCUAAGCUCGAUUGCCACCAGGAAUUCAGAGGUUUCUCGAUCGGAUCGAGGUGACCGUGUGAUAUAUAGAUCGUCGAAGUGUACUUCACCGAGAUGCCGCGUUGAAGUUCGCCGGUGCCGUGACAGCGUCGGUUUCGCUUUGAACUUCGCGUACUUCGGACUGGUAUCGGUUAGCCGCGCGAUCGGCGAACUUCUUGAGAGGUUUCGGAUCGUGGCAGGAAUCUGCGAUGAAGGAUCGGGGGACCCGGGGCUGAGGAUCGAUGGUGGACGAUUUCGUCGGACGGUGAGCACGUGGCUGAAGGAUGCGCGUCGCCGCGGUGUUUCUCGCGACAACACGUUUCCCGCGGGCGUGACCGGGCCCAGGACGUUGAUAGACUGUGCCAGGAAACCGUAAACCAGCAGCACCAUGGUACACGCUACGGGAAAAGCAUCGGCCGGCUGCGUGGCUACUCCGAACUGAAGGAUCGAGACAUGACCGCCAGGGGAGAAAGGUGAUGCGUCGGAACAACUGUUGGCUGGCCAUCCUGGCCGUUUCGACGGCGCUGCCAAUUCUGCGUCACGGUUCGGCUCGGGAGCGAGUGCCGGUCGUUUAUGGCAGCCAGAUAGACCGCAGCAAGUCAGCGUAUCAUGCUAAUCGAGGAUCGUUACAUAGCACCGGUGCCGUCGACGAAACAGACGCAAUAUAUCGCGACGAAACAACCGCUGGACCCGUGUCGUACAUAUCGGGAAGCAACGAGCCCAAUUCUCUUAGUAAAAACGAUCGUCAGACAGGCUGGAUAACCAGCAGUAGUCCCGAUAUAACCUGGCAGAGCACUGGACAUGCGAAUCUGGUCGAUCGUGUCAACGAGAAUCGAGAAAAUGCAGAGUCAUACAGGGAAGCUGGGAAGCCUGUCGACACCAGCUCCAAAGAGCAUUCUACGGGAUCGAUCGACUCCGUGGCGUUACAGGAUCGAUCGCAGACGGCGAACGGAUCGCUAGCUGGCAUCGAUAAGACCCAGGAACCGGUCAGCAGGUCACAAGUUUCGGGAGAGCGACGUUUAUCCUGGAUCUAUCGCGGAAAGGUGAACGUAUCGCCUGGGACGAUCGACGACGUGAUACACAAAGAUCGUGAGACCGUAAGGGAAACGUCGGCGAUUCCCAAAGGAAGAAGAGGGAUCCACAUCGGAGGGAGGGAUCGACAAGCAUUCCGUGGUCGCACGACCCAGUCGCAUCGGGGUCGUGGGUAUUACAGUCACGUAGAAAGCAGUUCCCGCGAUGAUGACACCGUGACGAGGUCCCGGGGUGAUGGCGAAACGAGAACCGGUUUCGAAAAUUCGCCAGAAGAUCGUGAAUCCCCCGAUCGGGUUACUGGAAAUACUUUCAAUGGAGUCGAUAUUGGAUUCGAAGGUCCUGGGGUCACAGCACGAUCUAGGGAAGACUCUGGUAGUAGAUAUGCAAUAGGCAAUGCGGAUCGUUUUGGGAGACAUGUGUCGAUAGGUAGUGGAGUGAUUCAGACUGCUCGGGGCAAGAUUGGGGGAUCACUUCGUGGAGGUGUUGAGAGGAUUAGGAAGAAGCUGGAUGAACAGCAUAGGGGGGACAGUUUGAGAAGAGAUGGUGAUCUGGUGUAUGCAGAGUCUAGAAAGAAGGUUGAUAUUGAGGAACUUGGUUCCAUGGAAUUGAAGACGGAAGAAACUGACAUGUUUGCGAAGUCUAGAAAGAAGCUAGAUGUUGAUCAUCAUGGUCCAGACUCAUUGAGAUCGAAGGCAAAAGAAGCUAAUGUGUUUUCAAUGGCUAGAAAGAAAUUGUAUAUCGAUGAUCAUGGUUCAGCUUCUUUAAAAUCGGGUGAAGACGAAACUGAUGUCUUUUCGAAGUCUAAGAAGAAGCUAGAUGCUGAUCACCGUGGUUCAGAGUUCUUCAGACAAUUGAAUAAAGAAACUGAAGUGUCUGCAAAGUCUGCGAAGAGGCUAAAUAUUCAUCAACAAGUGUCGGGCAUUUUUCGAUCGAAGAAGAAAGAAGCUCGAGUAUUUUCGAAGUCUAGGAAAAAGCUAAAAGAUGAUGGACAGGGUUCAGAUUUUUCGGAUUCCAGGAAAAGUAAAGCCACGUUUACACAAACGAAGAAGAUAGUUGAUCAGCAUCGGGACAUAGAUUUGCGAGGACCUGCUAAAGCAGAGGUUAAAACAUUUCAGGAGUCCAAAAAUAAUGUCGCGAAGAAUGAACCGCAGUUUUCGGAGCUUUUGAUCACUGCUGAGGCAGAAGAUCGGAACCUGAAGGAGCAGCCGCAGGUCUUGGCACAUUCGAGAUCUACAGAAGAAGAGAAAGAAGCAAAAAUGUCCGACAACAAGGUAGACAUCGAUUAUCAACAGCGCUUCUUAAAUGUUAGAGGAUCCAGAGAAAACUCCGAAGAGCAGAAUUUAGAAGAGAAAUUACUCUCACAUUUCGCGACGUCCUCGACAGAAUACGUUGAAGCACCUGAACACCUUGAACGAAAGUACGAAGUUGAUCAUCCACAGUUUGAUCCUCUCGUAAAUCCUCCAGUCGAUCGAAAAAUCGCGAACCAGCUUCGACCAUUAUAUCUUUGGAGACCAAGAACCAGAGACGACAGAUCACUCUACAGCCUGCUGACAGGAAAGCGUCGCGAUCGCAGGAAUGCGGAAACCUCUCAACAAAGUGGCUCGACCGUGGAUCCCGACGAAACCGGAAUAAAUCCUGCGGAAUCUCGGUCGCCGUUUGAGCAAGGAUCCGCGAACCGCAGUCCCGUGAGACGAGAAGACGAAGAGGAUGUUUUCGAGUCUUGUAAAUCUGCGGCGCCGGUGACGGGACGAGCGACGGUGUCCAGUGUCUCGCCGGAACAAAGAUCGACGGUAAACAACGGGGUUCGCGAUGACAAUGGCGAGCCUUGUACGACGGCACCCAUCCCGGCUGAUCCUGGAACGAGCCCCGACUUCCGUUUCGCUUCCGAUCGUCCUUCGAACAGCUGGAAAAACGAGGAAUUCGACGCGGCCGAUCCGUCUGGCAAAGGAUUCCACGGUUUAGGUGUUGCUAAUGAGUUUCUUGCCCCGCCUACGACGACAGCGGGAACUCCGAGCAACUCGGCGGCGAGUUUAAAGGACACACAGCUCGAGAAUGCGGCGUUAAUCGCGCCAGCUGCUGAAUCAGAGGAUCGAACAGAUACGCGGCGAGCUGCUAACGAGGAUUUGAGGGUUGCGGCCGUGGCUGCUGGUAAUGGGGACUUUGACGGGAUAGAUUGCGCGGAGAAAAAUGUGAAGUUGAGUGGAUCGAACGACCGUGAUAAGGAUAGUCGAGAGCCGGGAACAGAUAGAUCCAAUUAUACUGCCAAUGAGAGUCGGGAAGAUCGACGAGACGGGGCGAGACGGGACGAAGAGUGUUCCGGUGAGAAUCAGAGAAAUGAUUAUAUGCCUGCUGAUGGGUCAGACGAUUUAAAGUUUAACGAACGGGGUCGGGGAGAUAAGGGUAAUGUCCAGAUGGCUAGGGCCACCGAUUCUGGGAGUUAUGAUAUGAACAGGGAGGAUCAUGGCUACGGGAAGAGUGCCGAGGAACGAUUUAGUGAAGGACGAUUCAGUGAGGGACGAUUUAGUGAGGAUUAUGGGCGUGAUCGUGUGGAUGAUGGGCAAUUGAGUGGGAGAAGUGACGGUGCGAGGGAUCGUUACAGUGUGUCAAACGGUGGACCAGGUUUUUCAAUGGGUGACAGGGAAGUUGGUGACGUAGCACGGAAGUUCGAUUAUAGCAGGAAUCGUGGGGACAAUGGUGAGUUCAGUGGACGAAGUGAAAACAAUGUUGGUGGACAAGGGAACGUUCGCAGGAAUAAUCAGAGUAUGUUGAAUGAAGGACUCGUUCGUUUAACAGGUGAUAACGAAGAGAACGGUGUUCAAGUCGAAGAAUUACGUGAUGGGAAUGAUCACGAGGAUAGCGAGAAUUUUAGUCGGACAGGUGACAUUCAGAAGACGAACCAGGUCGUAUCGAAUAAAGAAUCUCUACAUUCAACGAACCACAAUCAAGUAUUAAAUAAUGAAAUGAAUCGCAAGGAUGAUGGUGACUCGAGCAAUCAAAAUAAUAGCGACAAGGAGAAUCAAAGUGCAUCGAAUGGUGAACCUAUUUACUCAUUAAAUCAUAACAAAGAAACAGGCGUCUUAGCUGAAAAAUUACAUCUCGAGCGUGACCGUGCAAAUAACGUACAAUCGAAUAUGCGGAAUAACAUCGACAAGAAUACCCGGACUGUUUCGAACAAUGGACCAGUAGGCUCGACGAAUCACAACAAACGAAACAGCACUAACGCCGAGCAAUCAACCCGCCGGAUCAAUCGCACAUACGCGGACGAAACCGUCAUCACGAAGCCAAACCAAAGUACAUCAAACAGCAGUCCAGUAAAUUUACCAACUCCCACUAAAGAAACAGUCGUCGAAUCAACUAGACCAUCACAAUCGCCUAAAUACCAGCAGAACGAGACCGUAAACGAAACUUUGGCGCACCGCACAGUCUCGGCUAACACAGGAUCGAUCUCCGCAACCGUCGAUUCAAAGGAUGAUCGAGCCCCGCGAACGAUAAACGUCUCCUGUCCCUUGACCAACGAUACAACUAAUAAAACUAACGACGCAGCAGAUAAAGAAGCUCGAGAGGAACGGAAGCACGCCGAUAAGAAGGCUAAAAAGGAGCCGGCGGUGGCAUCACCGAUGAAAAGAUCGACGUCGAAGGGCGCAACAAAGGAGUCUGGGAACGCUCCCACGGAUUCCGAGCGUGGCAGGCAGGCGAUCGGGCGAAAUUCCGCGUACCCGAAGAGCGAUAUGAACACUGCCGACGUGGAAAGAGAGAGCCGGAUCCCCGGGAAGAACGACGAAACAGCCGGCGAUCGAUUGGCACGGCGAAAGCCAGCGAAAGGAUAUCCGAGGAAUUCGAACAACUCCGAAAAUCCGGAGUACCAGCCUACGGAGGCCAUAAUUAAUCCCGAGGUUAACGAGACCGUCUCGAGAGCGACGUUCGGCUCCUCGAAAAUCGCAGCAAAAGAAGCAAAAGAAGCAAAAUCGAUCUCGUUAGGGCCGAAUUAUCAGCAGGGUUUCGACGAGAAAGUUAAUGAGCAGCGGAUUGACGGCUUGGCAAUUGUUUCCGAAGGGCCUGGGUCUUUGAAGCAAAACAGAGAAUCGAUGCCCGAUGACGAACCGGACGCUGAUCUUCUCAGGACGAAAGGACUUCGAAAGGAAAAGAGAUCGAGAUCUUCAAAAAAUUUCGAACAGAGUUCAACAACUUUACCGAAUAGCGUUGACUCCUUAUCAGCUGAUGCAUCCUCCAAGAUCAGUUCCGACGACAUCUCGAGACCAACUUCGUCGGGGACUACAGAAGAUCAAUCAGCCAUUACCAGCGAAAUCUACGAACCAGUGACUUCGUGGAUCGAAGACCCAGUGACAUCGGCAGACGGUCAGGAUCUCGAAAACUCCCUCGAGCCUUUAAAAUCCGUGGCAAAGGGAGCAAAGGGAGUCGAAUCGACCUCGUUAAAGCCGGAUUAUCGGCCAGGUUUGAACGACGAAUUUAAUGAACGACGGGUAGUCUCGCUAAUUGCGUCCGAAGGAUUUGGAUCUUUGUAUCGAAACAGUGGAUCCAUGCCGGUUGACGAACCGGUCGCUGACGUUCCCGAAAUGCAAAGACUCCGAAAGGAGAAGAGAUCGAAGCCUUCAAAAAAUUUCGAUCCGAGUUCGACAGCUUUACCGAAUAGCACUGACAUCUUAUCAGCUGUUGCAUCCUCCAAGAUCAGCCCCGUUGAUAUCGCAAGGCCAACUACGUCGGGCUCUACAGGAGAUCGAUCGGUCGUUCCGAGCGAGAGCUAUGAACCCGUGACUUCGUGGAGCGAGCAAUCUAGCCCAGUGUUCUGGACAGACAGCAGCCAGAAUCCAGAAAUCUCGCCGGCGUCUUUGAGCAACGAGGAGCUGGAUCGCUCGUCGGAGCUUGACUCCACGGUUGCCAGCUUAGAGACCGAGGACGACGUUCGUUUGAGCCUGUACGACGAGCUAGCAGGAUCCGAUAACGCUUCGUCACACGACUUGGAACGCCGAAAUUGGCCGGUGAAACACAGCGCGGUUGUGGAGGGCGAUCUCGUGUUGGGCGGUCUGAUGAUGGUGCACGAGAGAGAAGACUCCAUCACCUGUGGCCCUGUGAUGCCGCAAGGUGGAGUGCAAGCUUUGGAAGCUAUGCUGUACACCCUGGACUGGUUGAACGACCAAGACUUUGUGCCUGGCGUGAAAAUCGGUGCACACAUUCUCGACGACUGCGACAAGGACACCUACGGGUUAGAAAUGGCUGUGGACUUCAUCAAAGCGUGUACCACUUUUGGAAAGCAUGCUGGUAGCGUGGACGGGAAUGCUGGUUUGAGCGAUGAGUCGUCACAAAGUGUAUUAGCUUUGGGGCGGAUACCGUUGCCGAAGCUGAUGGAUUGCAACGCGAUGUAG